CUGACAGCCGCUAUCCUCGGAGCUAGAAGCUAACAGCUAGCUGGUGCUAAUGGAGGCUCGCUCGGUGUUCCUGCUGCUGUGUGGCCACGCCGCCUGCCUGCACGCCGCCUUGCCUUCACGGAGCGGACCUAAAGUCACCGAGAAGGUGUUCUUUGACAUCACAGUGGCGGGUCAGGAGGUGGGCCGCGUGGUCAUUGGCCUCUUUGGAGAGGUGGUCCCUCUGACUGUGGCCAACUUUGUUGCCCUGGCAACAGGAGAGUGUGUUUGUGCACAGAAAGGUUACGGCUACAAAGGCAGCAAGUUCCACAGAGUCAUCAAGGACUUCAUGGUCCAAGGAGGAGACUUCACCCUGGGAGAUGGCACUGGAGGUCACAGCAUCUACGGAACCACCUUUGCUGAUGAGAACUUCCGACUGAAGCACAGCUCUGCGGGCUGGGUGAGCAUGGCCAAUGCUGGUCCAGACACUAACGGCUCGCAGUUCUUCAUCCUGGCCACUAGAGCUCCGUGGUUGGAUGGCAAACAUGUUGUGUUUGGCAAAGUCCUGGACGGGAUGUCUGUGGUCCACACCAUGGAGCUCCAGGACACCAACGAGAGGAACCUUCCUCACACGGACUGUGUGGUGGUCAACAGCGGGAGGAUGCUGGUCAAAGAGCCUUUUAUUGUGGAGGUGGAGGGCUGGUAGAAGAAGAAGAAAAGGUCAAAGAGCCUUUUAUUGUGGAGGUGGAGGGCUGGUAGAAGAAGAAGAAAAGGUGAAAGGUGUUGACUAUGCAAACAUGUUAAGAUGACAUCUUUACAUGAAAGAAUGACAACAUAUCACUUUGAAGUCUGCAAUAAAUGUUGCUGCCA
Messenger RNA from Nerophis lumbriciformis (worm pipefish), 846 nucleotides. It is a transcript of the gene ppic, whose product is annotated as peptidylprolyl isomerase C. Gene Ontology annotation, cellular component: cytoplasm; intracellular membrane-bounded organelle. The record is from RefSeq and is a predicted model, not a curated record. Gene Ontology annotation, biological process: protein peptidyl-prolyl isomerization; protein folding. NCBI's taxonomy places the organism in Eukaryota, Metazoa, Chordata, Actinopteri, Syngnathiformes, Syngnathidae. Gene Ontology annotation, molecular function: cyclosporin A binding; peptidyl-prolyl cis-trans isomerase activity.